UGGGUGGGGCACGGGGGCAGAGUCAGGGUCAGGCUCCAUGGGCCUCACGGGCCUCACCUCUGCCUCUGUCUUUCCAGCACCCUGGCAGACCUUGUUCCAGGAUAACACAGGAAACGGUCAAGUUGUGUUCCGGAACGGGGAGAGAAUGGGGACCAUUAAAUUUACUCAAUUUCAAGACAGGAGAGAAGUGAAGGUGGGAGAGUACAACGCUGUGGCUGACACGCUGGAGAUCAUCAACGACACCAUUAGUUUCCAAGGAUCUGAACCGCCAAAAGACAAGACCAUCAUCCUGGAGCAGCUCCGGAAGAUCUCCCUCCCUCUCUACAGCAUCCUCUCUGCCCUCACCAUCCUGGGGAUGAUCAUGGCCAGCGCUUUCCUCUUCUUCAACAUCAAGAACCGGAACCAGAAGCUGAUAAAGAUGUCAAGUCCUUAUAUGAACAACCUCAUCAUCCUCGGAGGAAUGCUGUCCUAUGCAUCCAUCUUUCUCUUUGGCCUUGAUGGAUCCUUUGUCUCUGAAAAGACCUUCGAAACACUUUGCACUGUCAGGACCUGGAUUCUCACCGUGGGCUACACAACGGCCUUUGGGGCAAUGUUUGCAAAGACAUGGAGGGUCCACGCCAUCUUCAAAAAUGUGAAAAUGAAGAAGAAGAUCAUCAAGGACCAGAAACUGCUUGUGAUUGUGGGGGGCAUGUUGCUGAUUGACCUGUGUAUCCUGAUUUGCUGGCAGGCUGUGGACCCCCUGAGAAGGACGGUGGAGAGGUACAGCAUGGAGCCGGACCCAGCAGGACGGGAUAUCUCCAUCCGCCCUCUCCUAGAGCACUGUGAGAACACCCACAUGACCAUCUGGCUUGGCAUCGUCUAUGCCUACAAGGGGCUUCUCAUGUUGUUCGGUUGUUUCUUAGCUUGGGAGACCCGCAAUGUCAGCAUCCCCGCCCUCAACGACAGCAAGUACAUCGGGAUGAGCGUCUACAACGUGGGGAUCAUGUGCAUCAUCGGGGCGGCCGUCUCCUUCCUGACCCGGGACCAGCCCAACGUGCAGUUCUGCAUUGUGGCCCUGGUCAUCAUUUUCUGCAGCACCAUCACCCUCUGCCUGGUGUUCGUGCCAAAGCUCAUCACUCUGAGAACAAACCCAGAUGCAGCAACUCAAAACAGACGAUUCCAGUUCACUCAGAAUCAGAAGAAAGAAGAUUCUAAAACAUCCACCUCAGUCACCAGCGUGAACCAAGCAAGCACAUCCCGCCUAGAAGGCCUGCAGUCAGAAAACCAUCGCCUGCGAAUGAAGAUCACAGAGCUGGAUAAAGACUUGGAAGAGGUAACCAUGCAGCUGCAGGACACACCGGAAAAGACCACCUACAUUAAACAGAACCAUUACCAAGAGCUCAAUGACAUCCUCAACCUGGGGAACUUCACCGAGAGCACAGAUGGGGGAAAGACCAUUUUAAAAAAUCACCUCGAUCAAAAUCCCCAGCUACAGUGGAAUACAACAGAGCCUUCCCGAACAUGCAAAGACCCCAUAGAAGACAUAAACUCCCCAGAACACAUCCAGCGCCGGCUCUCCCUCCAGCUCCCCAUCCUCCACCACGCCUACCUCCCGUCCAUUGGAGGCGUGGACGCCAGCUGUGUCAGCCCCUGUGUCAGCCCCACCGCCAGCCCCCGUCACAGACAUGUGCCACCCCCCUUCCGAGUCAUGGUCUCGGGCCUGUAAGGGUGGGAGGCCUGGGGCCGGGGCCUCCCCCAUGACAGAACACGCGGAGCAGAGGCGUCUCACUGCAGUAACACUGUUGGCUGUGGCUGCAGAGAAGCUGGGUGCCACAGCUGGCCUUGCGGGACUGCUCGAAUGGCUCUCAGGUGGACAGAAUGGUGGGCACUUGGCACCUGACCUCGCGCCUUAUUUGUGAAGUUUUUAUUCUUUCACAAAGAAGAGGAAUAGAAAUGACUUCUUCCUUACUGUCUGAAAACAGGAGGAACUGGGAUAUUUGAAACUUUGCAAAAAAACAAUCCUAGACAAGGAGAGAAUCACUAGAAGGACUCCAGCUAGAAGUCACUGAACAGCCGAGGGAAGAGGCAAGGGGCUUCUGGAAAAACCGCCUCUGCCUCUGCACACACAUCGCUGGCAGUGGCCCCCAGGCCAGCCCUUCUCCCCUCUGGGGAAGGAGAUAGGCAGGGCAGCCAGGGCCCCAGCUGCCAGUCCAGCCAACCCCAGCCUUCCUGGGACAGGGAGCCUGCAGGAAGGGCGGCCAGGCGCAGCUCUGGGGUGCGGGAACAGGCUGACUCGCAUGCCUCCCUGCAGGACCUUGCUCUGAUAAAUGCCACACAUUAAUACAAUAACACCGGUUCUGGACCGUGGGGAUUUAGGGCACGUCACUGCAGACAUGCUCUGCAGCAUUCACCGACAGUCGGUCAUGCACCCACCAUAUUGGCCAUGUCCUUGUGUUUGCAUCAGGUGUUCCUGGUAAUAAAGGGGGCCGCCUGAGCUAAUCAUGGAAUGUCUGUUCCCAGCAUACACGAAAAAGAAAGAUUGUGCACUUUAACCUCUCUCAUCAGGGCCCAAGGGCUGUCCAGGUUGGUUUUUUUGGUUGUUGUUUUUUUGUUUGUUUUUUUUCCCACUGACUUUGUUUCUGACCAAAGUGAAUCAGGGGCAUUCUUCUAGAAGACAUCCCUGUAGUCGUAGGGGAAAGAGUUGCUAGCGGAGGGCUUCCCUCGGCUUCCAGAAGGCAGCCUUCCAUCCAGGCAAGCCGGUAAGUUCUGUCCUCGGGGGUUACGGGGGUGAUCAGUCAGCACACUGAUUCUCAUUCAUAAGAUCACGCUUCCCUUUCCAUUGAACCCCAUAUAUAGAGCACCGGUCUUGGAGUCAGACCUGAGUUCAAGUUCUCGCUCCACUGCUGACUCCCUCCAUGACCUUGGGCAAGUCACUAGUGUCUCUCUGAGCCUCAGUUUACCCCCUCUAACAAAUUGGGGUUGAAAUAAUACCCAUCCUGCCUACCUCACAGGGUCACUCUGAGAAUCAAAACUUGGUCUUGUCCAGGAAAGCUUCGUACCAAAAGGCGAAGCAGCCCUGACCCUUGAGGUAUCAGGAUGACCAUGACCUUCAACCCUCACGACAGCCAGGGGUGUGACCCAGAGAAGCUCCCAGCACAGGCCUCUACCAGGAUCAGCCCAGCUGGAGAGAGGCCCCCUGUGACUUUUGUGACAUUCCUAGACAGGUUCAUUCCUUGCUAAAGAAAAGCCUGAAUGACAAUGUCCAGGACGUCUGCACAACUGAGCAGUCGCUCGCUAGCUCCCUAAAGAAACCUAAUGGCAGCUUCAACAGGCAGGCAAUAAUCUCUUCCCAGACCACUGACGUCAGGAAUACACUGCUGCCACCACCAGGCUUUGACAAAAGGACCCACAGGAAUCUUAGCAUAGCCAACAUUUCAAAACACCCUAUUUCACUGUAGCAUAGCUUGCCUCUCCCCUCCCCCAAAGAGAGGUGAUGGAGGUACUGUGGCUUUUAGGGAAAAAAAAAAAUGUUAACACAUCACAGGUCAAGUUGAAGUCAUUGUCUGUGUAGGCACUAAAAAAUCGGUGUUGCCACUCACUGUGUAUUACCAGUAUUUACUUGUUUUCUUGAUUUCACCAAAAUCAGAUUUAAUUUGAAGGGCCACAUUAAUUUUUCAAAGGGAAAGAGACAAUUCAUUGUACAUAAUGUAUACACACACAAAAAAAAUACCUGUAGAAAUAUUAUUCCAGCAUAGCAGGAAGAAAAAAAAAGAAACAAAAGUAUUGGACAGUUGGAGGUGAGUGUGUGUGUCUGUGACCCAUCGUGACUCCUUGAACGUGCACAGUCUUCUAGGUUAACCCACAAAAUACAUUCUCUGUCUUAACAAUACUGUAGGUUCACCCAUUUUCUAAAAAAUUUCCCUGCAAAUAACAAGACCCACAGACAUGACUCUAGCUAUUUAACGGUCUGUUCUUUUAUACGCAGCAAACACACCGUACAUUUCCAAAAAAGGCUUCAGCCUAAAGGCGUUUUCCAAUGAUGUUAGUGCACAAACGCUUUAAAUUAGACUGGAACUGCCAGAAUCAAAUGUAAAUGAGGAAUUUCUCGUACCCCUGUUGCAUGGUAUCAAUUUUUAAUAAAUUGUUGCAAAUUCGUUUUUAUGAAUAAAAGAGAAAAAACUGUC
Hipposideros armiger (great roundleaf bat) is the source of this 4163-nucleotide messenger RNA. RefSeq names its product gamma-aminobutyric acid type B receptor subunit 2 (gene GABBR2). Gene Ontology annotation, molecular function: G protein-coupled GABA receptor activity. Bases 38 to 1705 code for a protein of 555 amino acids. Gene Ontology annotation, cellular component: G protein-coupled receptor heterodimeric complex; membrane. Lineage: Eukaryota; Metazoa; Chordata; Mammalia; Chiroptera; Hipposideridae. Gene Ontology annotation, biological process: gamma-aminobutyric acid signaling pathway; G protein-coupled receptor signaling pathway. The record is from RefSeq and is a predicted model, not a curated record. The transcript has 13 exons.